Messenger RNA from Pseudomyrmex gracilis, 1530 nucleotides. Its product is annotated as dual oxidase maturation factor 1-like. Bases 17 to 1318 code for a protein of 433 amino acids. Gene Ontology annotation, biological process: protein transport. Gene Ontology annotation, cellular component: endoplasmic reticulum membrane. Lineage: Eukaryota; Metazoa; Arthropoda; Insecta; Hymenoptera; Formicidae. The record is from RefSeq and is a predicted model, not a curated record. The transcript has 10 exons.
CUAAAUAUAAAAUAGUAUGAAAUUAUUCUCGACAAUAAAACCGAUGGCCAUGUUUCAGUUCGGACGAUCCGAAGAGUUUCCCUCGCAAUAUUCUACGCAUCCAAGCUCGGUAACGAUAGACACGACCGUGAUUAUACUGGUCGCAAUUUUCGCAAUUAUCUUCCUCGCUUAUCUCAGCAUUAUACCAAGCUACCGGAAGAAAGAGAGUGUCUACGUAACUAUAAAAGUUAUCUUCAGCAUCGCAAUUGGAUGUUUGUUGAUAGUCGAAAACUUCGGUCAGGAAUGGGAAUAUGGUGACACGAAAUGCAAAACGCCCUAUCGGGUCGGAGUGGGUCAAGAAAUCGAGGCUCAAAUGGCGGUCAAGAUAGGGCUGAGAUCGGUGAACAUCACAUUAAAGGGUGAAGCGAAAGAAGAUACGCCACUCGCGAGAGAAACGAUCAAUUACAACGAAAGAUUUCCUUGGACAUGGGACCAGGGUAGAGCCGGUUUCGGGCCCGAUGCCGGACUUUUACAAAGAACCUUUCGCGAUGGUCAGAAGAAAGGUCUGCCCAUUCCCAUUUUGUGGAUCGCCGAAUAUUUCGUUAUUGACGGAGAAGGCAUUCGGUUUGGGCGAUUUUAUCGAACCGCCGGCUGGUAUUGUCACAUCUUGUUGUGGACCGCCUUUGCUUGUUGGAUACUAGCUAACAUAUUUCUGCAAUCUGUUCCCCGAUACGUCGCCUAUUUGACCGGCUUGAUCGGCGGCUUGCAGUGGUUGACCUGCGUUGUUUGGGUCCUCAUACAUAAUCCAACUCCGCUCGUCAUCCCGUUUGAGAGUGAUUCCGUCAUCACAAUGGCUCUGGGCACGCAUUUUUGGAUGACUUUCGGAUGCGGUCUGUUUUGCGUUAUUCUGGCGAUUGUGCUGCUAUUUAUGGACUUGCGUCAUCCCAAUACGUUGUCUAUCUUUUUGGGAAUAGAUCCCCUCGGCCAGUACGACGAAUGCGUGAUGCGAAGCAAUCAAGUGAGCGACGUAUUGUGCACAAAGGUGAAUAUGGGCUGGAUUGAACUGACACCGACCUCAGCUCUAUCAGAAAACAGCGACACGGAGAUGCAGACGGUGUUGAAGAGACGCUCGACCAUAAAGAACGCGCAGAAAUCUCUCUUCCGUGCGCCAAUUCCCAUGAAGAUGGAAACCUGCAACGACGACGUGGUCAUUUAUGAAAACCAGGAUGUAGCAGAAUCCACAAAUGCGUUUUUGUCGGAAACGCACGAGAAAGAGGGAACGAAGGCUGUUAAACCACCGCCUAUUCCAAGAAAGACGAGAGUGAAGGAUCGCUUAUAAAACUAAUCGACACAACAAACGUCCCGUCAUUGACACGAACGGACCCGUCGAAUGAAGUUUGAUGCAAGUUUCAGCUCUGCAUCUCUGUAACUGAUACAUUACGUACAUGGGAUGACGACUUGUUAACAUAUAAAAAUUAACAAACUGAAAAAUAUACGAGACUGCAAACAGUGUGGUUGCAUAAAGACAAUAAAUAUUGUCAAUAUUUCAGA